AUGCCCCAACCAUCAACCCUUGCCCCCUACUAUGUCAACUCUCCCCUGUCGCCGUCAAACUGGCCAUGCCCUGCGCCUGAACCACCAUGGCUUGCAUCCCUGCGCCCCAACCGGACACCAACUACUGUCACCGCCCAUCCCUACGUCUCCCUCAUCCACUGUGCCAAAUCCAUUCACAAGUCCCAUGCGCGUGCCCGGACACCGACACCCUCGCUUGCAGUCGAAAUGGCCGAUCAGGCAAAGGCCAAGUCAAUCACUCAGGCCGCCUGGGGUUUCGUCAAUGACUCCUUGAUGUCCCCCUUGUGUCUCGUUGCCAGACCCAAGCUCAUCGCUGCCGCCGCCUUCCUCCUCGCCGUCUCCCAUCGUCUCUCCGAAUCUCCUGCCUCAGAUUGGGAGCAACAGGCGGAUCCGAAGCUUGAGCAUGUCAUUCGCGAGUACCUGUCCGUCGACGAGGACGGUAACGAACGGGCUGGGCCGAUCAGUGAUUCUUCAAACACCCGCGCCAUCGUCGGAUCCGCCGUCCUGAAGGCCCUCUUCGACUCCUGGAUCUAUUGUGAGGAAGGGAUAGAGGUGCUCCAGCUGCUCAAGCCCUAUCUGGAUCGGCUCCAGGACGCGGUCGAAUGGAGCGAACGCGGCUACAGCCCGGGCUUCCCCUUUGCAAGCGAGUCAAGCCCGGGCGACUGGCACAUCUGUGGCAACGUCCUGCGCCUCGCCGUCCCGCUUGGCCUCUGCACCGUUGACCAAUAA
Molecule: messenger RNA, 747 nt
Organism: Puccinia triticina
Lineage: Eukaryota; Fungi; Basidiomycota; Pucciniomycetes; Pucciniales; Pucciniaceae
Exons: 4
Coding region: 1-747 (248 amino acids)
Biological process (GO): positive regulation of DNA-templated transcription, elongation; regulation of transcription by RNA polymerase II
Cellular component (GO): nucleus; cyclin/CDK positive transcription elongation factor complex
Molecular function (GO): cyclin-dependent protein serine/threonine kinase activator activity
Source: RefSeq, a predicted model, not a curated record